UCAAGAAAAUUUGUUUCAAUCUAUAUUAUUUAUUUGGAUUUAGUACAUUGCAGUUUAACAUUUAUUGUGUUUAACAUUGUUUAACAAGUGAAUUAAAUCAGAAUCAAUGGAUAAAGGCAAGAAAGGAAAAAAGGCAAAGGGAAAAACCCUCAAUUUACAAGAUUUCUUAAGUGAAAAUGGCGGUGCCACAUCUGGAUCCAUAGUGACCAAAAGUUUAUCAUGGGCAAAUGAAUGUGAAGACGAUGAUUAUGCACCUCCAAAAAUCAUAACUUAUUCCAUACCGACCGCACCACGAUCGCAACGAGUACUUGAUGACAGUACGAUUCCAACAAAUCCACCAUUUUUGGCGCAUAUUUCAAAUUUAUCUUAUGACCUGAACGAAACUGAUAUACAGGAAUACUUUGAACAAGUAACAAAUUUUGAGGUGGUAUCGGUGCGGCUACCCCGUGAAGAUGGCGACACCGGACGAAUGCGUGGCUUCGGUUAUAUUGAAUUUGCCGAACGUGAGGGAUUGAUUGAAGCGGUCAGUCAACCGGAUUUACAAUUGAGAAAUCGUAAAAUUCGCAUUGACGUAUCAAAUGAACAAGAGAAAAACCGGUCGAGCGGUAAUCGUGGACGUUAUGAUAAUUUCGGUUCAUCAUCGGAAAAUCGUGACACCAAUUGGCGUGGUCGUAAUCAAGACAAUGGACAAGAUACUGGACGUCGUAAUCCAAUAGAAAAUGGUGGCAAUUGGCGUUCAGAUCGUCCAAAAAUGGACUCACCACCGCCGCCACGUCGUGGAGACAGAGGCGAUCGUGGAGACAGAGGCGAUCGUGGAGACAGAGGCGAUCGUGGAGACAGAGGCGAUCGUGGAGAUCGCGGAGAUCGUGGCGAUCGAGGUGACCGAUAUGGUGGACGCCGAAAUGAGGAAAGACCAUUGCUCGAAGAGAGACCACGACUAAAAUUGCAACCACGCACUUUACCGAUGCCAGAAUUCAAUUUACAAAUCGACGAACGUGAAGCGGCCGAAACAGAAAAGGAAAAAGAAAAAGCCGAACGACCAAAACCAACACCCGUACCAUCGGCGGCAAUUUUUGGCAGUGCCAAGCCAGUUGAUACGGCCGCCAAGGAUCGUGAAAUCGAAGAACGAUUGGAAAGAGAACGAGUGGAGAGAAUAGAACGUGAAAAACGUGAAAAACAAGAGAAAUUAGAUGCUGAAGCUGCUGCUGCAACUGCCGCUGCCGAAGCUCCCGCUGAUGCUGAUGACAAUGCUGAUGACAAUACCACUGCUGUCAACACUGACGCAGAGGUCAACGAUGAGGCAACUGAUACCGGUGCUGCUAAUCAAGACUCUACUGAUCCUGAUGUUGAACCAAAUGGACUGGAAAGUAGCGACGAAAAGAAAUCGGCUGAUAAACCAGAAAUUAUUAGUUGGCGCAGAAAACCUGAAGAUGACGAUAGAAGACCAUCAUCACCUUCACGUAAGAGAUACAGCCCUGAUCGUAGAAGAAGGCAAAAUGAUGAUCGAGAUCGCCGUAAUAAUCGGGAUCGUGAUAAUAACAGAAGUACUAAUUAUAAUCGCGAUAAGCGGGACUACAAUCGUGAUUACCAUCAAAGAAGUGACAGAAAUGAUAGAAAUCAACCCAGAAACCAGUCAAGAAAUUAUAAUAACCGAGGGCCACGCGAUGAAAGAGAUAAUCGAGAUAAUCGAGAUAAUCGGGACAAUCGGGACAGUCGGGACAAUCGAGACAGUCGGGACAAUCGAGACAGUCGGGACAAUCGAGACACUCGGGACAAUCGAGAGAAGCCAAGACGUGCGUUGAAUCCAGAUGAAAUUGAAAAUCGAAUGCCCAAAUUCAAACCAGAAAAUAAACCUAAAUUGCAAAUGUCUAACGCAUAUGAAAUUUUCAACGACGAAACUUCUGAAUAAAAAGAAUUUGGUGCCCGCAUGAUACAGUUUAAACAUAACAUUAAUGAGCAUCAAGAACAUUUAAACAAAUUAUAUUUCAUUUAAAAAAAAAAAACAAGUAAAAAAAGGAAAGAAGACAACACAAACACACACACACACACA
Molecule: messenger RNA, 2050 nt
Organism: Contarinia nasturtii (swede midge)
Lineage: Eukaryota; Metazoa; Arthropoda; Insecta; Diptera; Cecidomyiidae
Gene: eIF4B
Product: eukaryotic translation initiation factor 4B
Exons: 7
Coding region: 107-1909 (600 amino acids)
Molecular function (GO): RNA binding
Source: RefSeq, a predicted model, not a curated record